AAGUCAAAGCGACAUGGAAGAAAUGCCUCCCUCUGAUAAGAAUUCUGACACAUCUCGUUUAAUUGCACCUAAUCCUACGUCAAAAACAAGCUAUAUAAAUCUUGUGGGCAAUGUGUGCGCCCUACUAUGCGUGUGCAUAGUUAUUUAUUGCUGCUUUGCAAGUGGUGUAACUUUAUUCUCAUUUCAUCCAAGCUUAAUGACCUUAGGGUGGAUGGUUUUUAUGACCUCAGCAAUUAAUGCUAUUACUCCAGGUGAUUUGGCCACGGAAUGGAUGCCAAUUCGACUUAGAAGUGCCCGUCACUGGGUAAUUCAGUUGCUUGUUGGUAUUAUCAUAUUAAUUGGUUUCUUAGUAAUAAUUUCUAAUAAAAUUAUAAUGGACAAACCACAUUUUGCAACAUUGCACUCGAAAUUUGGUUUAGCAUCUCUGAUCUUUAUGAUUACAACUAUGUUAGGAGGAUUGGGCGCCCUUUACAGUUUAAAACUAAAGCAAUAUCUUGCUCCAAUUUAUAUGAAAUUGUUGCAUGCUUCAGUCGGACUUUCUACAUUUUGUCUUGGAAUAAUAACUAUACUACUUGGCUUGUAUUCGCAGUGGUGGCAAUUUGGAGAUACAUUACGGUACACAAGUAUGGUGCUUGUGCUUGCUGUGAUGUUGUUAACAAUAUUACGGCCACUAUUGAAAAUAUAUUUCAGACUCAAAGAAAGGCUCGAAUAUAAUAAUUAAAAAAAAUACAUAUGCAUGUAACUACACAAAAUGGAUCUGUUAAUUAAUAAACAAUGGUAUUGUAUGGUUUCUGUAAGUCGACA
Hyposmocoma kahamanoa is the source of this 804-nucleotide messenger RNA. RefSeq names its product cytochrome b561 domain-containing protein 2-like. Gene Ontology annotation, molecular function: transmembrane monodehydroascorbate reductase activity. The transcript is spliced from 2 exons. The record is from RefSeq and is a predicted model, not a curated record. NCBI's taxonomy places the organism in Eukaryota, Metazoa, Arthropoda, Insecta, Lepidoptera, Cosmopterigidae. Bases 14 to 721 code for a protein of 235 amino acids.